CUUCAUGAGACUCGGGAGUGGCUGUGCUGUGGUUGACCCCAGGCGGCAUCUUAUAGCUGCGCAAGCUGCGCGUUCGACGCGCUGCGCAUUCGGUGACGAGAAUGAAUUCAAGAACACAUAGGUAGGACAAUGGGUGUGUAAACGAAACUGGGGAAUCACUUCUUGGAACACGUACUAGAUUUGUUAGAUCGGGUCAAGUAAGAUGUCGAGCCGGACCAGACCUGGCUACUGUCGCCAGGACGUGAACAAAACCACCUGGGAGGUACCGGAGCGGUACAGGGAUCUAAAACAGGUGGGGACAGGGGCGUACGGUACAGUCUGCUCUGCGGUGGACUUCAGGACAGGCACCAAGGUGGCCAUCAAGAAGCUCCACAGGCCCUUCCAGUCUGAGCUCUUUGCUAAGAGGGCCUAUCGGGAGCUGAGGCUGCUCAAACACAUGAAACAUGAAAAUGUGAUUGGCCUUGUGGAUGUAUUCACUGCUGACCUCUCCUUAGACAGAUUCCAUGAUUUCUAUCUGGUGAUGCCUUUCAUGGGAACCGAUCUGGGGAAGUUGAUGAAGUUACAGCAGCUCUCAGAGGACAAAGUACAGUUCCUGGUCUAUCAGAUGCUGAAAGGACUCAAGUAUAUCCAUUCUGCUGGCAUAAUUCAUAGGGACCUCAAACCAGGGAAUCUGGCCGUUAAUCAGGAAUGUGAGCUCAAGAUCCUGGACUUUGGGUUGGCGCGGCAGGCGGACAGUGAGAUGACAGGCUACGUGGUGACCCGCUGGUACAGAGCCCCUGAGGUUAUCCUCAGCUGGAUGCACUACACCCAGACUGUGGACAUCUGGUCUGUGGGCUGCAUCAUGGCAGAGAUGCUGUCAGGGAAACCACUGUUCAAAGGCAAUGACCACCUGGAUCAGCUGACUGAGAUCAUGAAGGUCACAGGGACACCCACUCAGGAGUUCAUCACCAAACUGCAGUCUCAGGAUGCUAAAAACUAUGUCAAAAGCCUUCCCAAAGUGCAAAAAAAAGACCUUCAGGCACUCUUUUCCACAGUCAACCCACAGGCGGUGACAGUUAUAGAGCGCAUGCUGCUGCUGGACCCAGAGAGCAGGGUGACGGCAGCAGCAGCCCUCGCCCUGCCAUACUUCUCAGAGUUCAGGGAGCCAGAAGAGGAGACCGAGGCCCAGCCAUACGACCACUCUGUAGACAACUCUGACCUGCCUCUGGAGCAGUGGAAACGUCACACGUUCACAGAGAUCCUGUCUUUCCAGCCCAUAGUGGUAGAGUCCAGGGAAACCGCACUGUAAGAUGAAGCGUCACACAAGGGAAAACAACCCCCCCCCCCCCCACCAUUUUUACAAGUGUGUCAUCCUCUGUUCAAUCAUCAUUCUCAGUCCAUUGUGUGUGUGUGUGUGUGUGGGGGGGGGGGGGGGGGGGGGGGGGGAAGAGUCCUCCUCUUGUGUGUAGUUUUUCAGCCAUUUUCACACCAAUGUGUUGUUACCUCCUGUAUAAAGCCCAUAUUCAACUGAAAUUCUAGGAUGUUUCCUUGUGUGUGUGUGUGUGUACCUGUGUAGUCUAAACAUUUGUCUGUAACCACUACUGAUCUUUCCUAAACCUUG
Oncorhynchus mykiss (rainbow trout) is the source of this 1600-nucleotide messenger RNA. It is a transcript of the gene mapk12a, whose product is annotated as mitogen-activated protein kinase 12a. Gene Ontology annotation, biological process: protein phosphorylation. The record is from RefSeq and is a predicted model, not a curated record. Gene Ontology annotation, molecular function: MAP kinase activity; ATP binding. Lineage: Eukaryota; Metazoa; Chordata; Actinopteri; Salmoniformes; Salmonidae.